Messenger RNA from Mustela erminea (ermine), 3319 nucleotides. RefSeq names its product spermatogenesis-associated protein 31D1-like. The transcript has a single exon. Lineage: Eukaryota; Metazoa; Chordata; Mammalia; Carnivora; Mustelidae. The coding region runs from base 171 to 2885 and encodes 904 amino acids. The record is from RefSeq and is a predicted model, not a curated record.
CUCAGCCCCAGCCCCUCCCUCUGGAUCAGCCCCUGCCCCAGCCCCUCCCUCUGACUCAGCCCCAGCCCCUCCCUCUCACUCAGCCCCAGCUCCCACCUCUAACUCAGCCCCAGACCCAGGCACACCUUGCACCUUCUGUCCCAGUGGGAUCCUUGUCUCUGUCACCCGAGAUGGGGAGCUGUGAGGUUUCUUGCCCUGUAGCCGAGAAGACACCAUCUUACAUGCCAAAUGAUUUUCAAAAUCUGGAAUGUCACUUUCUGGAGAAGCAACUAGAAAGGGGCAAGGAACCCCCUGUGGCGAAAAGAUCUCAGCUAGUCUUUAGCCAAGGUCCUCCUGACCUUCUGCAGGGUGGCCAGGCCCCUGAGGGCCAUGGGUCAGUCUCUGUCCUUCCUGGAGAAUUGAUCCACUCUGAGCUCUGGGAACAACCGGAUUGCCACCUUUGGAAGAGGCUCAUGAAGCAAGGAAGGGGCCCGCCCUGCAGGAUCCAGCUAUCCCUGAAGACAGAGCCUCACCAAGAGUUCCAGAAGGUGCCCCAGGCACACAGCUGGCACAGUCCCAUGGCCGAGUCUGAGUCUACAGAUGGAAGCUGCCAUGCCACACAGAAGACUGGGUCCAGGUACCCAGGAAGGACAGUGCCAGGAAAAAGACUGGGCAAGGAUUCAAGGUCCAGUGCAGGGAGGAUCCGGAAAGAUCUACACAGGGGCUCAACGAGCUCUCCAGAGAAGGCUCCAGGAAGAAAUUGUGAGCAGUCACACACAGACUUGAAGCCCACCACGAGCAGCACAGUCGAGAAGCACCCAGAGAAGGACCUGAGAGACCAUUUCAGGAAGUUGGGGCAGUUCAGAGAGGGUCAGAUGCCUUUGGAUGUUCAUCCUUCCAGGCUUGCUGCCCACCACGCCUUGGACCAUCCCGGAAAGCCACGCCCUCAUGGGAAACCUGGAAAGCCAGCGCUUUCCAAGUGCUGGGAACCCUCCCACGACUUUUCCAUCCUCAGUCCAUAUGCUCAGCAGAUGCUGGAAGCACAUAUCAUGAGGCUCAGGGUGAAGCACCGGUGGGGCCUCCCCCUCAAGGUUCUCAAGACUAUAAACCUCUUCAAGUUGAAGGGCUUCAUCCUCUCCCAGUCCAUCCCUUCCCGCUCAGCCACCUGCGUAUCCAAGGCUGGCUUGGGCACCAAGUUCGGGGGAAAUCCUCCUCAGCCCUAUCAAGUACAGGUGAUGAAAGAGUCUUACCCCGCAUGGGGAGGUCCCCUCAGUGCUCCCCAGCCUACAUGUAAGGAAAUCCAGCAGGCUCUGGAAGGGACCUCACCUGGGGGUGGUCCUCUGGCUAGACAGGGGCCCAGGCCACCUUCUCGGACCUUCACAUACAGCUUUGUGGGCAGAAUCUGGCACAGUGAGACUGCCUCUAGGACUCUUAUGAACAGCAACUUGGAGUCAAGUCCAAGUCCAGGAUUGGCCACAAAGGAGCCAAGGAGGGUUAAUGGGGGUCGAGCCUCACGGGACGUGACCAUGCUAGAGCUCAACUUAGAGCCCCAGAAUUUGAGUGCCAAAGAGCCCGGGGAGGUGGGGGAGUUCAAGGAGGACCCUGCCUGGGGAGUCACCUUAGAACCCCGUGUGCUGGCCAACAACCAAGGCCUCCGUGGCAAGCUGAGAUCAGGGUCUGCAGGGAAAAGUGACAUCCCCCUGCAACAUACAAAGUUGGUCGUCCGAGACCCCAAAGAGCUACGCCUUGAGGCACAGUGCAGGGGAUCGGAGCCCCGGAAGUUGAUGGAGUCAGAGAACCGGCCUCGUGAUGCCACCCCCACCGUGCUCCUUCAAGACUGUGAAACUGGGGUCCUCCUUCAAGACUGUGCGACGGAGAGUCUUUUUCAAGACUGUCAGUCCAACAUGUUCCUCGCUGCCGACAUCUUGGCUUCUCAGGGAUCACUGUCUGGCUUCCAGAGCAGGUCCAGUGAAGACACAUCUACUUCUGAGGUGCUGCAUGGCCAAAGAUCCCGUGAGCAGAGCCCCCACAGGCAGCUAGGACCCCUGGGACUGCAGCACCAGUGUAAGAGCCUGAGCAGGUCAUGUGUCCCCCGUGAGGAGAGAGAGAGCUCCAGGAGGUCCCCCUUGAGAGAGCCUGCCAAAGGGUUGUCAGAAAUGAAGUUGCUCCAGAUCAGUGAAGUGAGACGUCCAGCCCAGAGCAAGGAGUCAGGAGAGGCCUCGGGAAGCAAGGCCUGUGAGAUCUUGCUGAAGAAGGAGGAGGCGCCUCCAGAAAACUACUUCAGGAGAAGGAUGAUGCACUUGCUCCAGUGGUUCUUUCUCAGUAGACAUAGAGGACUGGAAGAUUCCCUUCAAAAGGGCAAGGCUUCAUCAUCCCAGGGCCAGGGACAAGUCAUGGGCAGGUCAGCCAUGGACAGCGCUUCUGCGGAGGCUCAGGUGGUCGUGAGGGCUGUUAGGUGGAUCUUAGAGGAGAAAGUGUUGCCAUACCAGGGACUCAGGGUCCCAGAGGUCGGCUGGUGCAAAAAGGAUCUCCAGGCUUCAGCAGACCCCGAUGUCUGCUACCAAAGGGUUCUCUCCUACCAAGAACAGAGGAGAGUGAUGAGGGACACAGUGAGUCCACAGGGCACCCCCAGGGGCCAGAACUAUGCCAACAAGACCAAGUGGAUCGGGUGGCCCUUCCCCACCAGGGUGCCAGAGUGCCCAAGCAGACCCUGCCAGAAUGGGUCCCUGGUGCCGGGCCCUUCAGGCCGCACCCUGCAGGCCCACUACCCCAGGCACUGCCUCCUUAAAAAAGACAGUUCACCUGGCCAGCGACUGUGUGCUUCUAAUGCCUUUCCUGGCAGUACAACUUUCCUCCAAGAAAAAACACAAACGGUGCAGAGAAAAACUUUUUUUUUCUCACAUUAGUACAUCAUCUAUGGGCUAAUGGCGUCUUCAUGCCACAGUUACUUAGCUUCCCCAAAAUAAAUUUUUUUUCCCCUCAUGAGUGGUGAUGGCUUCUGUGUGUGCCCUGCUGUUGUGGGAGGGAAGGAUCAGGGUCUGCUCUCCCCGAGGACCUGCUUUGGCUUCCAGAAUGAAUGGGGCCUUGGAGGACCGUUUAUCUCGGGGUCCACACCCGCCCCCUUCCUCCCUCUCCUUCAGUUUCCUUGACAAGGUGAACAAGACCCAGACUGGGACCUCGCACUGCCCAUCCUCUCCUGCUUUCCCUCCACCUGGAGAUUGUGUGGCUUUAGGGAGGGUUUGCCGAGGCAGAAAUCCCUCACAGGCUUUAGGAAGGUGGAAUCCUAGGUUAGAGUGGGGCCCGCAGUUGGGAGACACAUGGCUGGCUUUGAGGGCAGAGG